AUGGCUUUAUACCCACAGAAUGCAGUUUUCAUUAAUAGGAGAAGCGAUGUCUCCACACCGUCGAUGACGGUGGAUCCCUCGGGGUACGCAAAGAUCUCUGAAAAAGGUCUUGCUUCAGGCCGCAAAAUCAAACUGGACACACCAGAGAGUGAAUUCAAUGAAGAGCUAGAUGCGUAUGCAAAUCUUCUCGAAGAUGAAGCUGUAGGAUCUUCACCAGCUGCGCCAGUACGUCCAAUACCGCUAGGAAUUGAAGCCAAAAGUGAUGGUGAAAUUCCACCUGAAGUAUGGCCAGAAGAUGACCCUUAUGAGCAAGUAAUACGGCAAUCAGUAGCAGCAAUCUGUUCAUCGGUUGGAUUUGAUGCAAUCGAUGCGAAUAUUUUGGAAACUUUGGCGCAGCGCUUAAAAAACUAUGUGUGUUCCAUCAGCUUGGGUGCAAAACUACACUGUGAGGUAGCUGGUCGAACGGUUCCCAUUGCUACAGAUGUAUGGUUAGCUUUAGCGGAUAUAGGGCAUAAGGUCGAUCAGCUACCGGGAUAUCUCCGCCAUCUCCGUGUCACAGGGACGAUCGCUAUUGCUCCACCUCGCGAACGUCAAGAACCGCCACUUCUGCCACCUAUGCUCGUUGGACAGUCUCGUCCGCAUCCUCCUUAUGUACAUGAAUUUUUUCCGCCUUUUCCAGAACCACAUACCUAUAUCCAUACUGAGAUUUCGGGAGAGCCAGAUUUGACAUACGAGGCAGUUAGAAAAACAGCAGCUCAACGUAGGAGAGAAAUGGAACGGUCUCUUAUCAACUAUAUGAUGUGCAUGCACCCUCACACAACUUUGUUCCCGCAGUUCGAGUCGAAAAUACGAAAUGAGGCAAAGCAAUACUUACGCGAAAUCGAAAGAGAUAAGGAAUUCCGGAGGCAACGCAAAGAAGCUAUCAAAGCUGGAGUUAUCGAAGACAGAUAUAGGAUUGGAGAUAAUGAAACCGAUGACUCUGACAGUGACCCAGUGUCUGACGAAGAUCUCGAAGAAGUUGCGGAAACGGAGAUGAACUUGGUUUUGCAACGUAUUCCCCCUACUUGUACCGUUAUCAACCCUAUGCCGGAAUUACGGCCAUAUAUGUCAUGCCUAAGAUCAGACGAGAUGAAGGAAAAAGGUGAUGAUGACGAUGAGGAGGAGGAAAGCGACAAGAAAGAAAAUGGAGACGGCACGGCUUUGGGAAGGACAAGAAACGCGGGUGGUGGAGGGGAGGAGGGUGAAAGUCAAGGGCAGGUAAUAAUUUUUCGUUUCUUUUCAUUCAAAUCUGAAACUUUAGUUGACUACCUUGGUUCUUGA
Messenger RNA from Haemonchus placei, 1320 nucleotides. The record is from the annotation of a GenBank genome assembly. NCBI's taxonomy places the organism in Eukaryota, Metazoa, Nematoda, Chromadorea, Rhabditida, Trichostrongylidae.